Messenger RNA from Schizophyllum commune H4-8, 660 nucleotides. RefSeq lists its product as uncharacterized. The coding region runs from base 21 to 353 and encodes 110 amino acids. The transcript has 2 exons. Lineage: Eukaryota; Fungi; Basidiomycota; Agaricomycetes; Agaricales; Schizophyllaceae. The record is from RefSeq and is a predicted model, not a curated record.
GCAUUCCCUCUCAGACAAUCAUGGCGUCCAUCCUUUCCUCUUCGCGCGGCGCUUGCUUCCGCUCGUCUGGCUCUCUUCCCGCUAUGCGCUCGAUGCCCGGGAGGCCCAUCUCGUCGACCAACGCCCACUACCAGAAGGCGGGGACGGAGCGCAGGCUCCCGCCCUCCCUGCCGGACUCUAUCCGUCCGGGACCCGCCCACCACGCCGGCGUGGAGAAGAAGAGCUCCCCCGUUGGCGAGGCGUCGAGGUAUUCGACGCAGGCGACACAAUCCGCCAGCAAGCCCGCGAGCGCAGCUGACGCCGGUAAGGCCGGUACCGUGACCGCUGGCUCGGCUGUGCCGAAGAGAGGCUGAGGCAAAAUGGUGACCAACGUCUGAAAGUGGUCUGUGAUCAAGCGGCCCAGCGACAUAUGCUCGCCGCCAAAUUUCUCGUUCUCAGUCGAAGUGUUUUGUGGAUCCUAUGUACAGCUUUGGUCUGUGUUCUUCAUCGGUUUUGUUGUGUUGGGUCGUGGUGGGCGUAGGGGCUGCAGCAUACGCCUGCCUUUGCUACAUCUGUUGUUUGCCGUCGGGACAGUACACGGCGGGUCCAAUUCCUGUACGCACAUAGUUUGUACAUGCACACAUGCAAUUGUAUGGCGCUGUCAUAGCGUUUUGCUACAAA